AUUGGAUACGCAUAACACAAUGCGAUUAAAUAGAGACCGGGUACUACAAUUUUUUUGGUGACCGUCUCUCGCCAACGUUUAGGUUAGUUUACUCGGACUGGCAUUGCUGUACAGCGAGUAGUCUCGCCAGAAAAAUCGCGGAAACACAACACGUGUAGUCAUAUCGCAUAUUAUUUUAUUAUUAAGUUUACUUACAUUGUAAGUAUAUUGUAAGCAAUUUCGACUCGAACGGUUUCCCUCGGUUUAUAAACGUAAAUUAAUUUAUUAAAUUAAAUUAUAACUGGAACUUCUUACCUAAUAAUAUAUAACAUUUUAUACAUAAAUAUAUAUAAUAUAUUUUUUUUAUAAAGUUAAUUAAUUUUUUUUUUUUUUUUUUUUAUUUUUUUUUUUUUUUUUUUUUUUUUUUUUUUGUAACGACUUCAAAAUGAUUAUUAUAGGAAACAUAAAACGAUUUAACUCGGGUCAUUUUAGACAAUUGUUCGCAGCGACUGCAGGUGAGUACAUACAGGCAGAUAAUAUCUUUGUAUAAAUUAAUAUAAUAUUAAUUAUUAAUUAUUCCCCUUAAAAAUAAUAAGUAUAAAAGUCAUCGUUUUAUUUUGAAACGUUUCUAUAUUAUACAAUAACCCCACGUUCAAUAAUAAUUUUUAAAAUUAAAACAAUUAAAUAGAUAUAGGGUAAGGUAUUUUGAAUAAUAUAAAAUAUUAAUAAUUUUUCGUAGAAUAUAAUGUACACAUUCAGAACAUAGAAUAUUAACACAGCAUAUGGUAAAUAUAAUUUUUCAAAGUAUAAUAAAAUAAGUAACUAAAUAGUAUUUUAACUAAAUGUAUUGUUUGCUAGACGUUUUUAAUUAAAUUAUAACUAUUUCACAUUAAUAUUAUUAUUUAAAUAUAGUCUAUAGCAACGGAUAACACGAAUGAAAUUAAACACAUUUAUUCAAGUAGAUGGUAUUACGCGAUAUUCUGAAACACUAAAAAAUUAUGCUUUUAUUUAAAUUCUAUAUUUUUAGUCAAAAACCGAAAACCCAGUAAUAAUAAUAAACUAAAUUAAAAUUUUAAAAUGAAAUAAUAAAUGCUUAAGCACGAUGUUCAGAUUUAAAAUUGAUGUUGAACAUUUAUACCUAUCUAAUAUUAUUUUAAAACUUGGUAGGUAGUAUUUUUAUACACAACGACUUACCCGUACAUUAUCUCAAGUUCAUGAAGUUCAUGUUGUAAAAUUAAAAUUACGCUUAAAUAGAGCGCGUGCAAUAAUAUUAUCGAUAAUUUUGAUUUUAAAAUUGCUGUAUAUAUAUUUAUACCUACCUGGUAGGGGUCAAAAAAAAAAAAAACACAAUUAUAUACGUUAUAUUAGAAAAACACAUUUUAUUAUGCACCUACUUAAUAGUAAAUAUAUGGAAGGAAUAAAAACGGGACUACUAUGAAAGUAUAAUAUAAAAUAAAUAGUGUAUAAUACACAUAGAAACAAUAAACUUUAAAAGUUAAUCGAAUUUUUGUUCAACUAUAACUUUGUAUGUUAUAUUUUGUAUUAUUAUCAUAAAAAGAGGACAAAAAAAAUUUCAAGCGGAUCGCAAUAAAUACGAGUUGAUCAUUAUUUUAACACUGAGCCGUGUAAGUACCUACACGACGCAAGUAGGAAGGAAAGAGUUAAAAUAAUGCGUCUGGUCAGCGUUUUGUUUAAAUCAACAUAUUUUUUUUUUUAAUUUUAAUUAUGCGUGUUUAUAACAAACAUGUAGGUAUAUAUAUUUAUAUACAUAUAGCUAUUAACAUAUUAUACAGAUAUAUUUCAGCGGUGUACAACACAAACUUUAUACGCAGGGUGUAUCUGCAGUAAUUUACACUUGUAGUUACUGUUCACGGAUAGGUUAGGUUAUGUUAGGAUAAUAGGUUGUAGGUGAGACGUUGGGAAGGUAGGAUAUAAAUGAAGAGUAAUUUAGUUUGUAUACUGUGUGUAACGAUAAACAAUGUUGCUAAUGAAACAAAUAUUCCGAAUGGAGUAGUAUUAAUCAGGUUUUCCUUUAUUGUUGCCCUGGGACCCUAAUUAAUGAAAUCAACAAAAAAUUUCCCGUUUUCCUAAUUAUUAAGAACACUAACUACAAAGAUAAUAAAAAAUGACCACCUCAAUACACAAAAUAGAUCCAAAAUUCUACAAGAAAGUUCCUAUAAAGAUUUUUAUUAGAGUAAUAUUUCUAGUGGAAAAAUGGUUAGCAAAGAAAAAAUAAUUUUAAAAACAGUAAAAAAAUCACUAAAAUGGGUUGAAAAUUAUACAACACCUAAAAAAGGUUAAUACAAAAAUUCUGUUAAAAAUUCAGUUCUUUACAGUUAUUUAUAACCGAAAAUAUGAACCCGGUAAUGUCGUAAACUUUCCUGUAUUUCCUACGUUUUUUCUUAGGCUCGGGUCUUCGCAAUUUUUGAUAAAAUUAUACGGAACAUCAACAACGAAUAGCUCCUUCACCAACUAGACAAACUUUACUUUCCGAAAAUAUGCUUCUCUUGAAAUUCAGAGCAAUGUUUCUGAUAAAAACAAAUAUCGAACAAUUUUAAAUAAUGAAAUCAUUAUCACCGUAAAUAUUUAUUCGUUUUUCCCAAUGAAAACCGGAAAAUCAAAAAAUUGACAACAAGAUCCAAAGUGCAAGAAAAAAAUGUAAUUUUAUUUUUAUUCGAGUAAUACUUCUAAUAAAAAAAAGGUCGCUAACAGAUGCACACAAAACAAAUAAGCACUCCGCCAUAAUAAAACUACUACAUUCCUCGUCCGCUCAGAAUUUAAAACUUAAAACGAUCGCGAUUAAUACAAUAGUACUAUUUUCUUGUGCAGUGUUUCAAAUAUUAUGGUAGUUACAUAAUAAUUUACCAAGUACGUGUACUUUUACUAGUAUUAAACAAAACCGUUCGUUAUCCCAUCACAGAAUACCUAUACUACUUCAUAUCAAAAUGAAUUAAUAAUCGAAUAUGUUCUAUAUACAUUAUUAUACAUUUAUUAUUGAAGAAACGUGAAUCAAAGAUAAAGCGCGUGCGGAAUUUACAUUCACAUCAUAAUAUAAAAUCUGAUCCCUUAGAAGAAGAAAAAAGUUACGAGUAUAUAUAUAUGGGUAUUGCUCGUACUAUCCUCGCUACGGUGAGUCGACAAGGGUCUGGAUUUAAAUUAUUAUAGGUACUUGGAUAUAUAAUAUAAAAAUAGGUACGCGUGCAUUUUGAAAAACAGCAUUCUGAUAAAGAUCUGCAUCGUAUAUAUGUGUACAUAUCAUACAUACAUAUUUUAUAUAAAUGGCGAAUAUUAUUAUAUAUAAACAUAAAUAACAUACGGUAGGUAUAGGUAUGCAUUAUAGGCGUCUUGUGUAUAAACAUAUAAGAAAUCUACGUUUAUAGUCGAUUUGCAAUGCGGACGAAUGCAAAUAAAAAAAAAAAUACACUUAUAAAAUUGAUAAAAAAAAAAAUAAUAAUAAUAAUAAUAAUAAUAAUAAUAAUAAAAUAAAAAAAUGCUCGUAUUACCGUACGCGUACGACUUGUGCCGCAGACGGCUGCGGCGCGGCGUCGUCGCGUGUAUAAAUUAUACGCGCAGAGUCGGCCCCGAGACAGAAAAAUAGAAAUUCGCAACGGUGCGGGGCACGCGUAUUUUAACAUAUAUAUAUAUAUAUAUAAGUAUAACCGGCGGUGUCGUAAAUUUUAUAAAAACCUUUAUGCACCUUAUCUACUGUACACCUUAUAACGUAUAUGAUAAUAUAAUAUACGAUAAACGUUGCUUGCAGUUUCUGGCACCGUUGAAAAAUAUAUAGCCGGGUACUGGAAUGAAAUUAACAUUUUUAUACCGCCGCGCCGGUGCAGGAAAUCGAAAAAAGCGGGGAAAAACGGAAAGUAAAAAGUAAAAUCGCAUUUGUUCACGAUAAUAUCGACACGGACACUCAAACGCAGUUAGGUACAUUAAUAUUUUCUAUAACCACGAAACAAAUCGCAUUGUUUAUUGUAUGUGCCACAAUAAUCAGCUCGGUGGUCCCAUCCUCGUUGUUGUUAUUAUAAUAAUAAUCGAUUUGUUCUUGCUUUUUAAUAUUUAUUAUUAUUAAGUAAUGGAGUAAUUUUUUUAGAUUGACUUUAAAAUACUUUUAAAUUAAUUCAUUGAUGGUUUUUAUAUUGAUGUACAAAAUUGGUAAAUAAAUUGGGAAGGGGGGAUCUCAGCUCUUAUUCCAUCUAUAUUCUAAGAAGUAAGGACUUUUUUUAUACGCCGUUUAGGAAAAUCCGGUCCUGGUUACACUGAUAAUGCUGAUAAUAUCAUGUUUAACGAAUGAACAACACCAGUAAACAACAUUCGUGUAAUAUGUUUACUGAAUCUGACAAAAAGUUGGUCGAAAAAUCAAAAAUGUAUUCAUGUAACAAACGUUUGUAUUAAACUGUCUCACCAAAACGAAAUGUUUACUAAAAUUGACUUUGGCGAGACGCCUAUUAUAAUAUUGUGAUUCGUAGCGUCAGUGGCAUAUAAAUAAUAUAAAAUGCUGAUAUUACUAAUAGUUGUGCCACUGUUGUAGAUAGGAAUUAGGCUAUACAUAUAUAGACUUAUUUAUUUUACAUUUGUAUACAGCGAUAAAUCAUUACGAACGAAAUAUGAAACAUAUACUAAGAGAAGUUUGGUUACAUAUUAUUAUGUUUUGAAAAGUGAUUUUUUUAAGAUUUUCGUCAAAAUUUGAAAUUAUAAAAGCUUUUAAAAAAAUUCUAUAGCAUUAUGCCCAACUAUGUACUAUAUUUAUGAUGAACCUAAUGUAAAAUUUCCAAACAUUUCUGCUUGACCAAAACAAUUUUAUUCGCAUAAAACUGAAUAACAGCAAAACGCCAAAAUUACAAAUAAUGAAACCAUUAUUAUCGUAAAUUUACCGAUUUUCCCUACCGUUUUCUUCUCAGUUAUCAACAAAAUUACAAAGUUAAUGAAAUAAUGAUAUACCCAAUGGCAAGAUGUGCUUUCAGAAAAAUAAUUUUCAAAACAUUCUGACGAUUUUUUAGUUAAGUAUAGCUAUUUGAAUUUAUUUAGUUUUGGAGUUUUUAUUUGGUUCUGUGUAUACAAAUGUGUUGGUUUCUCAAAAAUGCUCGAUAAUUUUCAUAUUUUAUUCUCUAUGCCUCUUUAUUCACACAUUCAGGUAUUAUAAUAAUUAUUGCUCGAAUACCGAAUACCUACUCACAACAAAACUGUAAGUAUGAUAAAACGUCUACAUAUGUAAAAUAUAUAUUUUUUUUUUUUACUAUUGACAUUGCAGUAUUUUUAUUGCGAUGUAAAAUAUUUUUAGCGCACAAUUCGAAAACGAUACUUCAUUUCCGAAAAUGUACAAAAUGUAGAAAAUAUUCAAAAAAUAACACAUUAUUCAUAAUAUACUCCUCAUAAUUGAUAUCACUUAUUAUAUAAUUUGUACGGUCUAAUACUAAAACCAAGACAUUAAAAUAUAUUUUUAUGUACCCACUGUAGUGUUUCAUAUUUUUUUCUAACUCUUUUUAUCUCGCCUGCUAUUUCAAAACAUAAAUUCCAUAAUAAUAUUUUAAUAUAAAUAUAUUGAGGUAACUACUAUUACAUAGUAUACUAAUACCAUUUAAGCAAUGUAAAUGUUAAAAUAUGAAAAUAAAUGUAUUUUCUUAAUAAAUAACCUAUGAAACGGUGUUCAAAAUUUUAAAGUUAUUUAUUAUCAGUUAAGUAGUAGAUAGGUACCUAUAUAUUUAAAUUGAAUUAGUUUUUUGGAAACCAAUUAUAUAAUAAUUCAAAUUCUUUUACGAUAAAAACCAAACGAAAUAUUAUUAUGUAAAAAUUAAUUGAGAAAUAUUUUUCACGAAUAAAAUCAUACGUCGUAAAAACACGAGUACAUACCACACUACCGUUUUUUUAUUAAAUAUUUUUGGACAGCUAACUACUUAUACAAGUCUAUUUAAUAAUUUGUUGCAAAUUAAUUAUUAUCAAAUGAAAUGCGAAGAUCAUAGUAAUAUCGCUACUGUAUAGGUAAAUAUUCAAAACGUAGAAAAUCAAAAUUCUUAUCGAAUGAUUUAGAAAAUUGCUGUAGAUCGGGACUAAGGUCGUGUUAAAAUGUAUUCCUUGAUAAGAUUUAACAUAAAUCACUAUCAUCACAUAUUUGACAAUCAACUACCUAUGGUGUAUUACGCAAUUUUUCUUAAGAUACUUAAAUAUUGUGCACUAUAAUGAAACGAAUAUAUUAACUAGGUGUUAAAUAUAUUGAGCAUUAUAUUUCUUAUGUUUACUGUGAAAUAAUAUUUAUCACUAUAGCUAUCCGCAUGACCAGUAUUGAACGAAAGAAAAAUAAAAAGAUGCUUCCCACGUCCCUAUUACCGUUAAUCGCUGUUACCCGGUAAUUAAUGAUUUUUUAAAGGGUACAUCCUUAUCCGUGACAACCGAAUCAAAUAAUAAUAAAACUGUUCUUUCGGUCAUUUCACCGAAGUAACCAUAAAUAAUAAAUAAAAAAAAAAAGCUGUCCUAGGAUAAUGGGGACGGAUGCAGUCACUGUUGUGGGCGGGUAGUGGUUAAGGUGAGAUACGUAAAGUUAUUUAAUUUAUAACUGUAAUCAACGAUAAACGAUUCGAAGCAAAGUUCGGUACUUACAUAAUAUUUAUACUUAAUACAUAAUAUUUCGAAAGGCCGUGUUAUUUACGAUUGUCAAAAAAUUUGACAUAAAACUUAUAAAAAAAAAAAAAAAAAUACUAAAUUAAGCUCAAUUUUUUUUUUUUUUUUUGACUACAAGUAUGACUUCUAAUGAACCUCCUGUUAAAUUUUCAGGCAUUUUUGUUUAGUCUGACAAUUUUAUCCACAGAGUACCUACCGAACAUAAAUUACGUAAAAACUAACAAAACUAAAAUGUCUAUAAAUAACUCAAAAGUUACUCAAUUGUAUCAUGUACAGAAAAAGUAAAUAUACAUUUUUUGUCAAAAUUUCAAGUCUCUAAGAAUAUUUUAACCUGAAUUACAACGAAAAAACAAAGUUGAAAAUAAUCCAAUUAUAUUCGUAAAAUUUCUUGUUAUAUCUACGUAUUUUUCGGUUAUACAUAAAUAUUAAUUAAACUACAUAAAUAGAUGUACAACUCAUAAAUUAAAUCAAAAAUUCAAUAAAUUAAAGUCUCUUGUCGUUUAUCUAUUGUAGUAAUAUUUAGGGUAGAAAACAUAAGCCGUAAAAAUUAAAAAUAAUGAAAUCAUUGUGCCGUAAAUUGAAAAAUAUUUCGUAUUUUUAGAUUUUUCCCAAUUAUUAUGAAAAAUACUUCAGAAAUCAAAACUUAAUAAAAGUAUCAAAAAAUGGCCAUUUCAAUGCACUUAUCUGAUUAAAUUUACUUUUAGAAAAAUUGCUACACUUUAUACUCCGGAGCAACAUUCUCUUCGAAAAGUUGUUUACAAAUAGAUAAAAUAAAAAAAACAAACCGAUACAUACUUCAUACGAAGGGUGGGCUACUGUUGCAGGUGAGAAGUUAGAAAGCUAGAGUAGAAAUUUAAUACAUGUCUGUACGCAACGAUGUACAGUUGUUAACAAAAAACGUUUCUGAGCGGAAUUCGAUUAUAUAUUUUGAAAGGACGUAAUAUUUACGAUUUGAAAAUAAAUGGUCCUGUUUUUCCUAUUUUUUUCCCGGUGUUUCUUAUUUAUUAUGAAAAUCCUUGGAAAAUCAAAAAAUGACCUCGCUACGCUCGGAAUCUAAAACAAAAAUUGGUUAUUAAAUUGUCAUUACCUAAGUUUAUUUAUAUUUAGUCGUUAAUAUAAAUGUACUUAUAUCCUCUAUACGUCAUAGGUAAACAUAAUUUAUACAAUAAAAACAGUUGAAGGGUAUUAAUACACUUAAUCCGGUCGAAUAAAUUGACUCCGGUUAUUAAUAGGACCCUACGGCCUACACGCACAGGAAAUCAUAAUCAACAUUAUUAAUAAUGAUAAAAUAUGUUGUUGUUAUUCCAGCGAAUCUCGUCUCGUUUACGUAUGGAGUGUACACGGGAUGGUCGGCGACAGUGACGCCCAAACUCCAAGAUCCCAAGACAACACCUCUGGAGACGGUGAUGACCAACGAGUCCCUUUCGUGGAUGUGCAGCUGGGGCAUGUUCAGUGCCAUAUUUGGGUCGUUUAUCUGGGGAUUUGUGGCGAACAAAUACGGCCGAAAGGCGACCGGUUUUUUCACUAUGAUACCGUAUCUGGUCAGCUGGAUCAUACUUUUGCAGAUCAAAACAGAAACAGCGCUGAUGGUGUCUCGAUUCCUGGGUGGCCUGGGUGGCAGUGGAGCGGCUAUCAACAUUCCCCUGUACGUGGCCGAGAUCAGCAAUAAGGACAUGAAAGCGGGUCUCGGCUCGUUGUUCAUACUCAUGUACAACAUCGGCGUACUGUAUGCGUACAUAUUCGGCGUGUUCGUCAGUUACGAUUCAUUCAACGUGGCGUGUCUAAUGAUCACUGUACUGUACAUGUUCGUCUGGUGUUGCGUGCCGGAGUCACCCGUGUUUUACAUUCAGCAGAACCAGAUGGACUAUGCCAAGAAGUCGGUCCAGUGGUUACAGGGAAAAGACACCGUCGACAAUGAGCUCUCAGAGUUGACGAACAGUGGCGACCACAUGUCCGCGGCCACCACAGCGGACUACACGGACAAGCGCUUAAUCAAGGCACUGAUCAUUGGCAUCGUAUUCCAGUCGGGUACACAGUUGAGCGGCAUCAACGUCAUACUCAUGGACACGGUCAAUAUUUUCAAGCGGAGCGGCGGCACACUAGGGUCGGAAUAUUGCACUAUGCUUGUGGGUGUGGUUCAGGUAGUAGGCUCAAUAAUCGCGGUGUGCACGGUCAACAGAGCCAGCCGGAAGUUCUUUCUGAUAUCCACGUACGCACUUACCUCGUUGGCGCUGAUAACAAUCGGAUGUUGUUUCUACGCCACUAAUGUGAUGUUAAUAACCCAGGGCACUGGUAUAAUACCCGUGCUCAGCCUGUCCCUGCACGUGAUGGCUUUUUCGCUCGGCCUGGGAAUGGUACCCUACAUAAUAUACGCGGAAAUAUUCCCGGCUAACGUACGUAACAUGUGCAUGUCCAUACUAAUGGUCUGGAAUAACGUGCUGGGCUUCGCUGUGCUCAAGGGAUACCCGAAAAUGACGGAACUGAUGGGCGAAUUCGGCUACUACUGGAUGUUCGGCUUAGUGUGUCUGGCUAUUGUGCCAUUCACGUAUUUCUUCGUCCCGGAGACCAAGGGCAAAACGAUAAAGGAUAUCCUCGAAGAUCUCCUCUUGUGGUUCCCCGACUUCGGAAAUAGAAAUACGGUCGACAUUACUACGAAGACGGAGCAAAAAAUCUGCGAUAAUAAAAACAAUCAUAAGCUUACGAAACAAAUAAAUGACAUAAUAUAGGAAACCAGCAUGGUUAUACGUUCCUGUAUAUUACAUAAUAUAUAUAUAUAUUGCAUGUUACUGGUAAUGUUAGCAAUUAGAAAAUGAUAACAAUUCCUAACACGGUAAGAAAAUUAUAACCAUAAUUAUUAUUUAUUUUUUUAUUUUUUUUUUGCUUAGGCCAGAUCAUAAUUAUAUUAGGACAUUAAACACAAUAUAUACAAUAAAUACCAACAGUGCUAAGCACUCAAUCCAGAUCACGGUUAUCUAUGGUUAGAUUAUCAUGAUCCGUAUCAAUCCGGUAUCCGGAUUGAAAAAAAUAGUAAUAAUCCGUAGAAUUCGGAUUAUAGUGGCCAAUCCGGAUUGAUGGAUUAUUCAUCCAGAUCAAUGAUUCAAUUUGCUUACAACCAUACAUUAAUGUAUAUCAAUUAAUUAUUUCAAUCAAAAUGAAAAAAAAUCCCUUUACAACUGGCAACACUGGCAAUCCAUUAACUUAAUAAUAAAAAAUCCUAUGCCGAUUCAUUCAGAUCCAGAAUACGGAUAAUUUUCGGAUGUUUUUGCUCAAUACUGGUUUGAGUUUAAGUUGAAUCACAUUAAAAAUAGCAUAACAAAUUGCGUUUACAGUGUUCCAACGGUAUUUACUCUGGUUGUAAUAGUUUUGAAUUAAAAAUUAUUUCAUCAAAUUAAAGACAACAUCGUUUAAUAUGUUUAAAAGGGGGAUAAAUUAUAAACAUUUUUAACAUUUAAUAACAUGAUAACGUGAUAACAUUAACAUGGCAAAAAUAUAAUAACUGUAUUAGGAAUUGUCAUAAUUUCUUAAAUUGUAAACAUGUAUGGUAAUGAAACAUAUUAUAUAAUAUAAAUAUUUAUGUUACGGUUAAUGUUUUAAAAUCGAUUAAUGCAGUUAAAUUUAUAAUUAACCCGUUUAUACUGUUAGUUUUAAUAUUAGACUGUGUUUUAAUUUUUAACCGAGUUACGAAUGUGUGAAAUAUUACAAUUUAAAAAUCUGGCUUAAAUAUUAAAAUAUCGAAAAAAAACCAACGUAAAAAAAACAGAGAGUUUUCUUACCAUUAAGUUUGAUUAUAUAGGCUAAUACGCUCUAAUAUUAAAACUAACGGCACAAAAUCGAUUUUUAUAUAAGUACAAUAAGUAUAAAUAUAACGACAUUAACCGAUUCUACAAUAUUAACCGUAACAUAUAUAAUUAUAGCGAAAUAUAAAGACCACAGUGUCUUUGAUAAUAAUAUGUAAAUAUACUAAAUUUCCAUCUAGGGAGAAAAAAUCUUCAAUAAAUCUAAUUUUUUUUACGAAUUUACUUGUGUCAAUUUGUAUUCAUUACUUUUUUUUUCGAUUUAUUUGAACUAAUAUACUAUUUUGUGGAUAUAUAUAUAUUAUGGUGAUAUAUUUUAAACAUGAUAAUAUUGCUGUAAUGAUUAUAUAGAUAUACAACUAUACAAGUAUUAUGAAUAAUAUAUUUAAGUGAUUAAUUUUAUACGCCUACCAAACUCAAUUUUAAAUUUAAAAAAAAAUUUCGUUAAAACGAAGACAAUUUACGUAUAUAUAUAUAUAAUAUUAUAUUUUUUUUAAUACGAUAAGAUAGUAAUUUACACCGUUUAUCAUUUAAUCAUUCGAUUUAGUAUUUAAAUUUAAUAUAUAUGUUUAUAUAUUUGUAAAAAUGUAUUAGGUUUAUUAUAUAUUAUAUAACAUUUAAGUAUUUAGAAAAUAUGAAGUGUAUACCACUGUUAUCCACGGUAGAUAACUGUGAUAUAUACUUUAUUAUUAUUAUUAUUGAAUAUUGCAUGUAGGUAAUAAUUGUAUAAUAAACAAAACAAAACUAUACGUUUUACAUUACACUAAAUCUCAUUAAAGUAUAUUAUAUAGGUAUAAUAGCGCAUAGAUAAUUUUAAAACUUUUUUAUUAUUGUAUUAUUAUACUAUUAUAUUUUAAGACAAUUAAUAUUUAUUUUAUAAUAUUAUAUUAUGUUUAUCUAUGUAUACUUCUGCCUAUUUUACUGGCUUUUUAAAUAAACGUCUAUAAUCGACUACUUAACUCACUAAACAUAACUGUAACUAUUUUGUUGCUCUUCUAAACAAAGUUUGAAGAUUUGCGCUUGUUCAACUAAAAUAAAUAAGUAGGUAAGUUUUUGGUAAAACAUUUUUACUUCAACACAAUAUAUUAAGGAUUAGAUAUUAAGGAUAUGGGACGGACAUUAGGAGGACGCAUGUAACAAAAACUAUUUAUAGGAUAGAGAAAGUAAUGUACACCUUUUUAACGUUGGUUUUAUUACAGUGUAAGCAUUAUGGGCGCGAUUAUAGGAAGUGUUUAGUACUCCCA
This is a messenger RNA of Cinara cedri, 11632 nucleotides long. NCBI's taxonomy places the organism in Eukaryota, Metazoa, Arthropoda, Insecta, Hemiptera, Aphididae. The record is from the annotation of a GenBank genome assembly.